AUUACUUACUUACUUGAUUACCUAAGCCUGUUGCCCCUCGGGAAGGAACAUAAGCCUCCCACCAGAAUUCUCUGUGGAACUCUGCCCUGGGCAGCAAGGCCAAAUUAACAAGUAAAUUUAAAGUUUAUUUUAUUUUGAAAGUAGUUUAUACCUUAAAUAAACUUGAAAUAGAAGGUCAUUGAGAACCAGAGAACAUGGGUCUACCAGACCGAACCCAGCAACUUUAGAUUUCAUAUCAAGCGGGCACGCUACAUGCAAUUUAUUAUGACCUUGUAAAACUAAAUGCAUUAUUCUUAUUCCUCUUAAGCAGUUAUUUUUAAUAUUACAGAGUUUUUUUUAUUUUAUUCUUUUCAAGAUCACAACAUUAAAAAAAUGAUGAACUCACAUAACUGGUCUAGUUUUGACCAAACAGUUAUGUUUACUGAACAUUCAAAAGACUCCUCAUUCAAUGUUACAAAUGAUAAUUUAAACCCAAUAACUAUUUUUCAAAAUAACCAUGAAAUUCAUACAGAUUCAUUUCAUUCAAACUCAGUAAAUUUUAUGCAUGAUGAAUUGAAGCAACAGGAUCAUUCAUUUAUUUCAACUAAGAAUGUUCAACGUGCUGAUGUAACGAAAAAACAUCAGAAAUGCGCUAUAUCUGAUAAUGUUAGUUCACAAUGUUUUAUUGAACCCUCAUUAGUUGUUCCAACUGGUAUAAGACGUCGUGGUCCUAAAAAGAAGCCAGACUCACAAGAACGUGUUGUCAGAAUGAAAAUGAGACGAGCUAGAGCUAAUGCACGUGAACGUAGCCGAAUGCAUGGAUUAAAUUCAGCAUUAGAUGCCUUAAGACAACACAUACCAUCUGCUUUAAUCGGUGGAUAUAUUUCCUUUGAUCUUGAUAAAAAAGAUGACACAACUGAGUGUACUACUCAUACUAAUCAAAAACAAAAUGAAAGUAAUAAAUUAUUCACAAAAAAUCAUCAAACCAACAACUCAAUAAAUCAAAUAAACAACAACAAUAAUAAUGUUAAUGAUUUUCAUCAAUUUGGUCAAAAAUUAAGUAAAAUUGAAACGCUUCGUUUAGCUUGUAAUUACAUUGGUCUAUUAGCUUCAAUAUUAAAUGAUAUACACUUUGAAUCAAUAACAGAUAUUAUAAAAUAUUUAUGUCAUGGUUUAUCACAGAUAACAACCAAUCAGAUUGCAGCUGCUUUACAAAAUGAUCCUUCUAGAUUAAUGAAGCAUCAAGUGUCUGAUAAUAAUGAAAAUAAGUUAUUAUAUGAUAAUUCUUAUAAAUCAUCAUCCACUUCAUCACCAAUUGAUGAUGAUGUUAAUUAUACGGAAAAUAUUCAACAAAAUGUUAUAAGGUCAAAUUUAUUACAAAAUAAACUAAGCGAUAAACAAUUAGUGAACCAUUUAGAUUAUUAUUAUUAUUAUUCAACUAAUGUUUCAUUGACCAUACCAACUAAUCCGUCUACAUCAAUUUCAAAUUGUAGUCAAUCUAUGGGAAAUUGUUCAUCGAAUUGUACAGAAUUAUUAAAAUCUCAAAAUUAUUUAUUAAAUAAUAAAUUAUAUGAUUUUGAAAAUGUAUAUGAUUGUGAACAUAAUGAAAUGAAUGAAUAUAAUUUAACAAUUCCUUAUUUACCUACGAAUUAUAAUGAAACUAUUGAUAGUAAUCCAUUAAAUGAAUCAGUUAAUCAUGAAAAUUGGUUUAAUAAAACAAAAUUACAGUUACUUAAUAAUGAAGAAAUAAAUUUUAUUACUCCUUUGGAAACUAAUGAUUCAAUUCAUAUUUCAACUGAUUCAAAGGAAUCAAUUUUAAAUUCAGAUUUUGAUCUAAAAUCUUAUUCAUAUUAUUAUCAUCAUCAUUUAAAUGAUCAUUAUUAUGAUUCAUAUUGAAUAAUGAA
Molecule: messenger RNA, 1883 nt
Organism: Schistosoma spindalis
Lineage: Eukaryota; Metazoa; Platyhelminthes; Trematoda; Strigeidida; Schistosomatidae
Source: the annotation of a GenBank genome assembly